UUCCCGUGCUCUCGGCGGCUCCCCUCCCCCGCCCGGCUCUCCGCGCCCCUCCUGGGCGCCGGGGCGGCGGGGCCGUCGGCGUGCGGCCGUCCGUGCAUCCGCGCGUGCGUCUGAGCGCCGCGCGCCCCGCGACACCGAGGCCGAGCGGGGGCAGGGGGCUGCCCGCCAUGACCCCCCGGAGCCCGGCGUGAGGGGACCGAGAUGCGGUGACCCACCAGCUCCUGCUGCGGCCUCGAUCCUCAAGUCGCCCCAUCUCUCCACACCCCGGGGGGCCCGUCCCCCUCGCUGCUGCUGGCCACCAUGUCAACCUCGUCGCUGAGGCGCCAGAUGAAGAACAUCGUCCACAACUACUCGGAGGCGGAGAUCAAGGUCCGAGAAGCCACGAGCAACGACCCGUGGGGCCCGUCCAGCUCCCUCAUGUCUGAGAUCGCCGACCUCACGUACAAUGUCGUCGCCUUUUCGGAGAUCAUGAGCAUGAUCUGGAAGCGGCUCAACGACCACGGCAAGAACUGGCGGCACGUCUACAAGGCCAUGACACUGAUGGAGUACCUCAUCAAGACCGGCUCGGAGCGCGUGUCGCAGCAGUGCAAGGAAAACAUGUACGCGGUGCAGACGCUGAAGGACUUCCAGUACGUGGACCGCGACGGCAAGGACCAAGGCGUGAAUGUGCGCGAGAAGGCCAAGCAGCUAGUGGCCCUGCUGCGCGAUGAGGACCGGCUUCGGGAGGAGCGCGCCCAUGCGCUCAAGACCAAGGAGAAGCUGGCGCAGACCGCCACGGCCUCUUCGGCAGCCGUGGGCUCGGGGCCCCCGCCCGAGGCAGAGCAGGCGUGGCCGCAGAGCAGCGGGGAGGAGGAGCUGCAGCUCCAGCUGGCCCUGGCCAUGAGCAAGGAGGAGGCCGACCAGCCCCCGUCCUGCGGCCCCGAGGAUGACGUCCAGCUCCAGCUGGCCCUUAGUUUGAGCCGUGAGGAACACGAUAAGGAAGAGCGGAUCCGCCGCGGGGAUGACCUGAGGCUGCAGAUGGCCAUAGAAGAGAGCAAGAGGGAGACGGGGGGCCAGGAGGAGUCGUCCCUCAUGGAUCUCGCCGACGUCUUCACGGCCCCAGCUCCUCCACCGGCCUCGGACCCCUGGGGGGGCCCAGCGCCCAUGGCCGCCACUAUCCCCAUGACUGCCCCCACCUCGGACCCUUGGGGGGGACCCACUGUCCCUCCGGCUGCUGAUCCCUGGGGUGGUCCUGCCCCCACACCAGCCUCUGGGGAUCCCUGGAGGCCAGCUGCCCCCUCAGGGCCCUUGGUUGACCCUUGGGGUGGGACCCAGGCCCCCGCGGCUGGAGAGGGGCCCACGCCUGACCCGUGGGGGAGCUCAGACGGUGGGGCCCCAGUCGGCGGACCCUCGGCCUCUGAUCCCUGGGCCCCGGCCCCUGCCUUCUCAGAUCCCUGGGGGGGGUCACCUGCCAAGCCCAGCACCAAUGGCACCGCAGCAGUCGGGGGGUUUGACACGGAGCCUGACGAGUUUUCUGACUUCGACCGACUGCGCACGGCCCUGCCGCCCUCCGGGAGCAGCACGGGGGAGCUGGAGCUGCUUGCUGGAGAGGUGCCCGCCCGCAGCCCUGGGGCGUUCGACAUGAGUGGGGUUGGGGGCUCUCUGGCUGAGGCCGUGGGGAGCCCCCCGCCUGCAGCCACUCCAACCCCCACACCUCCCACGCGGAAGACGCCAGAGUCAUUCCUGGGGCCCAACGCAGCCCUCGUUGACCUGGACUCGCUGGUGAGCCGGCCGGGCCCCAUGCCGCCAGGAGCCAAGGCCUCCAACCCCUUCCUGCCGAGCGGAGCCCCGGCCACUGGCCCCUCCAUCACCAACCCCUUCCAGCCUGCACCCCCUGCGACACUCACCCUGAACCAGCUCCGCCUCAGCCCCGUGCCCCCAGUCCCUGGAGCGCCACCGUCGUACAUCUCUCCCCUUGGUGGGGGCCCUGGCCUGACCCCCAUGAUGCCCCCAGGCCCCCCAGCCACCAACACUAAUCCCUUCCUCCUAUAAUCCAGGGCAGGAGGGGGACUCGGCCUGGCCCAGCCUCCCCCAUGUCUGCUCCCUGGGAGACCAGUGUUGUGAGUGCAUGUGAAGCGGGGGACUCUACCCCUACCCCAGCACCCUUCCCCUCCUGGGGCCCACUCACACUACACCCUCUUCCCACGUUCCCCUGCCCCACUUCCCCGGGGAGAAACUGGACAAGGGGGAUGGGGAGGGGUGCUGGACAGAGGAGGACCCUUUCCCAUGGCAUUAGAAAGGGGAGGACAGCUGGGGCCCCCCGCUCUUACCCCUCUCUCCAGCUCCUGGUGGGCCCCUCAAUCAGUGUUUGAGCCUCCUUCCCCUCAUGCACCCCUCGGUGAAUCCUUGGUGAUGAUUUUGGCAACUUCGGGAAUAAAUGGCAAUUCUCACGGG
Messenger RNA from Diceros bicornis minor, 2433 nucleotides. It is a transcript of the gene EPN1, whose product is annotated as epsin 1. Gene Ontology annotation, molecular function: phospholipid binding; clathrin binding. Bases 301 to 2031 code for a protein of 576 amino acids. Gene Ontology annotation, cellular component: clathrin vesicle coat; plasma membrane; endosome. Gene Ontology annotation, biological process: endocytosis. The transcript has 11 exons. The record is from RefSeq and is a predicted model, not a curated record. Lineage: Eukaryota; Metazoa; Chordata; Mammalia; Perissodactyla; Rhinocerotidae.